Topomyia yanbarensis is the source of this 886-nucleotide messenger RNA. RefSeq lists its product as uncharacterized. Gene Ontology annotation, molecular function: carbohydrate binding. Lineage: Eukaryota; Metazoa; Arthropoda; Insecta; Diptera; Culicidae. Bases 44 to 712 code for a protein of 222 amino acids. The transcript is spliced from 2 exons. The record is from RefSeq and is a predicted model, not a curated record.
GCCGGUAUAGCAUUGCAGUUUUUAUUUUAUUUAUUAGUAGAAUAUGAAAAUUCAGUUCCUAGCACUUUUUGGGUUAGUUAUAUUUACCGGAUCGCUCGCUGGUUAUCGAACUAACUGGAAACACAAAGGCGUCCUCCACAAGGGUUGGCAUCCACAUGGUUACCAAAGGCCACUCGACAGGCAUCACUGGCGGUCUCAUGUACCGACACUGAAUGUCGAAGUUUACGAACCUAAGGGAUUGAAGUUAUCGAUGGUUCGAAAAAGUCAAACAACCUCGUUCCUGGGGGUAGAAUUGUACAUUAACAAGGACCCACGGAUAAAUGGAACCCAGUGCGACGUGUGUCGUAAUACUACUACCGUCACGUUCGGGAAGUUUGUCAUUGAAGAUGAAAAUGUUGUAGUUAAAACGGGAGACCAGCUUAACUAUGUGAUUUUGAUUGGUAACAGUGUCAAAUUUUCUCGCCAAUCUAUGAGAAGGCUACAAGUUACAAGUUCAAUGAUUAGGACUUCUCAGAAAAAGGCAUGUAACUGCGAAACAACUACUGAAAUUAUUGAAUCAAAUGUUAGUCUCAAUGAUUUGAUCAGACCACCUGAACGCCUACGUAAACGAUCGAUUUCGAAAGUGCCUGUGGAAUCGUCUCGGAAAACCCCAAAUGAAGAAAGUAAUGCAAUAAAUCAUACCACUAAAUCAUUUUGGAAUUUCAAGAAAUGAUAGUAGGAAUUUGUUUUUGUUUGUACACUGCGUUUUCAGAGGGGAAAUCCAUUCGAAACAUCUAAUUGCGUGCAUAGGAAACUACGAUUUUGCUCAGAUUUUUAGAGCAGGAAUCAAAUCUUCAGAGGACACUUUUAUAUGAAGCUUGUAUGCUACAGUUCUUCACAACAUAGA